Molecule: messenger RNA, 7632 nt
Organism: Pomacea canaliculata
Lineage: Eukaryota; Metazoa; Mollusca; Gastropoda; Architaenioglossa; Ampullariidae
Product: late secretory pathway protein AVL9 homolog
Exons: 14
Coding region: 74-2821 (915 amino acids)
Cellular component (GO): cytoplasm
Source: RefSeq, a predicted model, not a curated record
CUAUUGAAAACAUGGGGGUGUGAUAGUUGGAGAGUUACACUCACAGUUCCGUAUUGGCGUACUGCAGCCAUCGAUGUUAAAUUGGCUGUUUGUCAGCAAAAUAUUAUCAAAAGCUACUAUGGCCUCAGAGAAAGAGACAGAAACUCCCAUUCUACAUGUGAUUGUUGUCGGCUUUCAUCAUAAAAAGGCUGUUGAAUAUUCCUACCCUCCAGUAAUUGCAGGGACUUCUGUGGAAAGUCACGAAUUACCUCAACAGUGGAAGCAUCUGCCAUCACUUGCAUUACCUGAUGGUGCACACAAUUUUCUUAAAGAUACUGUUUUCUUUCAUCUUCCUGGUAAAGGAGCAUCAGAAAAAACAGUCUACUGUGUAUCUUGUUAUCGACAAAUUGAUGCAAAGGACUUGCUGAAUCGUACCGCUGACAUCACUAGAAGUACAGUGCAGAAAAGUGUCUGUGUAAUCAGUCGUCUGCCUCUAUAUGGACUUAUAAAAGCAAAAUUGGAGCUUAUAACACAUGCCUACUUUGAUGAAAGAGACUUUAGCAAAGUUGAGCUGUUGGAGCAAACUUUUAACAAUCUCAAUGCCUCACUUACAGAAAGUCUUCUAAGUAGCAGCAGUCAGAUAUUUUUGGGUUUAUCCACAAGGGACUUAGUUGCUCGCUUCAAACACAGAGUUAUUGCUUUGUUCAAACUGAUUCUACUUGAGAGAAGAGUUCUGUUCUUUGGAUCUCCCGUGGAAGAGCUUGGUGGGACUAUUCUUUCUCUUCUGUCUUUGUUUCCAGGUAUGCUUGAGUUUGGACUGGAACAGGCAGUUAGUCAUGGAGGACAGAGACUUGUUUCACCUACCAUGGAGCUAGCUUCUCUAGAUCCAAGUGACAAUGGAACUGGAGAAGAAUUUUUAGAAGUUCGUUACCACAGCUCUCCUCAGGAAGAAACAAACCCUCCCUUAUUGGAAUUUGUGCAGGGGGCUUCUGUCAACUGCACUGGUGAAGAACCUGAAUCACCAACAAUACCACGUGAUAUUACACUUGACCUUUCAUCCACUCAAGUGCAAGAAGCAGAAUCUUCCAACCUUAAAGCUCGAAAAAAUGCAGAAAAUGAACAGCGCAAAAUGUCAGGCAAGAACAUAGACCAUGAACAAGACAAGAUGUCUAUGGAAAGUGAUGGAAUAAACCACAGCCAUUCUUCUUUUCUAGGAAUUUCUGAGCUUGAAGUUCAUAAAACCAAGAGACAGUCAAGCAUCAAAGAUGAGGCUUCGUUGUCAAUCCUGAAUAGUAGCAGUAGUUCAGACCUACCGGUGGCUAGUAAUACCCUGCAGCCUGAGCUAUCAUCACAUAUGCCAGAGGCAGUAGAUAUUCAGUUUACAACCCGCGAUCAAAGUCCUUUAAAGGACUUAAAAAGUAUUAUACAAGUUCAGGCAGUCCAAACUGGCAGGACUCUGCUUAGUGCUCAAGAUGUUGCAAACCACUAUGACAUGGAAGUGCAAGCUCCAUCAAUGGGAUCUGAAGUUGCUACAGGUGUGACAGAACUGGCUGUGUGUGUGGCAGGCACAGAUCCUUUGAUGGUUCGCAGUGACAGUUUUGAGGAGCUAGAUUCUCCAGAAAGUAUCAGCAAGAUUGAUCGUGAAGACUGUUUCUCCUGGGAGCAAGAUAACUUGCAUUUAGCUCUUGCAGUGGAUAAUGAGGAUUUUCUUGUGUCUAGUCAUGCACACAUUCACAAGAGCACAGACAGUGUGGCUCAAGCUGAACCGAGUGUUGCCAAUAACCAACAAAAUGCAUAUAUGGAAGAGCAGGGUACGCCGUCAUCUGAUGAUGGUUCCCAGGCAGCCAUGCCACAUGACUUGUCACCUUCCAAGCAUAUUUCAGGACCACUGAAGAAUCUGCAGAAAAAAGCUGGAAGCCCUGGUAGGAAAACGGCUGUUUUGAGAAACAAGCUGUCAAAAUCUUUUGGAAAAGUAGGAUCUAGAACAAAAGAUCAAGAUGUGAAUACUGUGGAGAUGAAGCCAAUUGUUAGGGGAGAGGUGCACCUCCAGCAGGAUGACUUUGGUUUUCCAUUAGCUAUAUUCUCUAAGGGGUAUGUGUGCCAUCCAUAUCUCAGCUUGCAGUUUCACAGCAUUUUGAAUGAUGUCAACGUGCGGGGUUUUGUCAUUGGGGCUACAAAUGUCCUCUUCCGACAGCAGAAACAUGCUACUGAUGUAAUUAUUUUAACAGAUGAGUGCAAAGUGGAGAUUAGAGACAAAGAUUUGCAAAAGCAGUUACAUCUAACAACAGCAGAUUUGCGCUUUGCAGAAUAUCUUGUUCGUGUUGUGACUGAAGAAAAACACAACAUUUUGUUUGAUGGAACAGAAUGGGAAGGCAGUGAUGAAUGGAUUCGUGCUCAGUUUCGUGUCUACCUUCAGUGCCUUUUAUCUGCAAUGCAACAAGAGGAUUCCAAACUCCUUGAAGAUUAUGGAAUUCCUUUCAUCUCGGCCUGGAGAACUACACAUAACUAUCAUCAUUGGCUAGACACAUCUCCACACCCCAAGAUGGCAGAGAUUUCUGCAGCGCAUCCUUAUCAAGGAAACUUUAAUGUGAAUGAUGUGAGAAUGAAGCUUAAUCAUACAAUGCAAAGCUCAGAAAAGGGCCGCAAAUUGAAUGCAGCAGUAGUUCAAACUGGAAAAUAUGUGAUGCAAACAGGAAAAGCAGUUGGGGGUGCUUUCAGUUCUGCCCGGUCAGCAGUGUCCUCAUGGUUCAACAGUAUUGCUAGUGAUUGGAAGCACAGCGAUGAGGAGGAUGAAGAGGGAGAAGAAAAAGAUAACAAGGAUACAGGCAGCAAAGAUGGAUAGAUUGGUUCACAGUUUUCUUUUCAUGGAUUAGUUCCUUUUGUAACAGCCAAAUUGCUCAUGCAAGAUGUCAUUACAAGCCACUUCUGUGUUGAAAUUUGUUUCAGCACUGCUAAAUAUGGUUUAUUCUUAUACAUUAUUGAUUAUAAAUUCUUGACCAAAAACCCAAACUUUUGGAAGAUAAAUGAGAGACACUAAGCUGCAACCGUUGAGCAUUGUGUGUUCACAGCAUCUAAAUGAUCCAUAUAUCUAAGGAGUGGUUUACAAAAGGAAAGGAUUUUCUUAUAGUCACGUGCAAUAAUGCUUUGUUAAUGUUUAGACAUUGUCAUGUACCAAGGCAUGUUAAGGAGUUUGUGUAUGCAAGUUUGCAUUCAUGCAUAGAAGUAUAUCUAUGCAUAAAUAUAAACAUUUAUGCUGACUGAGUGCAGCAUUGUUUUUGGUUGUUGUUUUUUUUCGGGGGGAGGGAAGGGAGGGGUUUGUGGAAGAUAUGUAUCCAUGGUUAAUUCCACUGAGGAAUGUAGAAUUUUCCCUGCAUUUGCUUCAUCUAUGAUGAAGGUUAUGUUUAUCGUCAUAGAUUGUUGAGGUGAUUCAAAAUGUUUUGAAUUAUAGCAUUAUCAAAUAGAUAACAAGACACGAAACAUUUCUUUUUCUGAAAAGAAGCGACAUUUUUUUUACUGAGAAAGUGGUGUUUCUUUGGCUAUUUUCAUAUUUCAAAUAAGAUCCAGCUUUCAUUUACUAGAUCCUGAUUUUGGCCUUUAUAUGGUAUUGCAAAUUAAUCCGUACAUCCAGCUGGAGGGUAUUAAUUAUAUGAAGUCUUUCAGUAAGGAUUUUAAUAUUUCACUGUAAUUAUGCAACAGCAACUAUAACUUCAAAUGAUCAUUUAAUUUCCUUUUGAUUUACAUUAUUACAUAAUCUCAAACAGCAUUGCUUAUUUUCAAAAUACAUCUUAAAGAAAAGAAAGCAUUAAGAAUGUCUGUAUGACUGUUCUGUCUCCCACACAUCCAUGCAAACAAUUUUCCUAUGUGUCCUUGAUGAAAUUGUUUCCUUAAUAAACCUAUGGUUUAUUGGUAUCUAGCAUAAUGGCACAUUGCCUGAGUGUUCAGGACUUCUUACUAUCUCUUUGUGGAUGUGAGUGUAUGUUUGUAAAGCAUUGAAGGCUGUGAUGCUAUGUACAUGACAAGAUCACAUUUGUUUCCUGUUUAUUAUUUCAUAAGGGGAACUGUUUAUAAACUAAUAUAACCUGAAAAGUUUGCUCAUUUUCAUGCUGCAACAACCUUUCAGUUGACAAAAACAUUAUGCCUGAUACCUGAAAAUAUCAGGAGUUGUUAUGAGAACUUUGUUUCCCAGCAGAUAUGCAUUAAUACUUAUUGUGAUGUCUAUAUAACUUUCUAAAAAUGUCACUUUCACUUUGUAAUAUGACUUUUUCAGCUUUGAACUGUGCAGAAAACUGAAACAGCAAAUGACUAAAACCCUCAUAGAAAAUUACUCUCUUAUGACCUGUUUUUUGAGGAGUGGUGGGGUAUACAGUCCUGCUUGAAUGGAGUUACACUUGCAAAUAAUAUAAAAUAUAUUUUAUAUGUCUAUUAACACCUACAUAGUUUAUGAUUGUGUCAUUAUUUGAUUUAAUCUCCUUGUAAUACUUUUUGGUACCCCUGGGAUUAUUUAGAAAUAUUGAUGCACAGGUGAUAUUUCGUGAUUCAGUUACUUGUGUGUGCAUGCAGUACAUGUAAGCUUGUAAGUAUGCAUGUUACAGCCAAAGAAUAGGAGUGUGAUGGGGGCUGUGUACAGUUUUACAGUGUACAUGUACACGCAUGCAUUUGUUUCUAUUGCAGUGUGCCAGUGUGGGAACAUUUAUUUUUAAUUAAGAAAUUUGGUGCAAUAUAUUUUUCCUUUUAUUUAUUUUAGUUGGGAAAAUAAUGACUUUUAAAAAUCCCAUUUAAUUAGUAUAUUAUUUUAUAUUUUGAAUAUCACUAAUAUUUAGGUAAUAUCUUCUGUAGUCUUUUGUGUGUUCAUCUUUGAAUCAGAUGGUUGUAGGUUUGAGGCUUCUGUUGUUUUUAUGAUUGAAACACUCCUUUAGCUCACCCAGCAGCAUUGACUGCUUUUUCGUUAAGGGAGGUUAAAAGGCAGGCACAGAAGAAUAGGAUUUGGCUUCUACAUGCCAUAGCUUAGACAUGGUAGAACACCUACAUUUCAUUGCGCCCAUCACCACCAAAAGAGUUGUGCAUAUUUCAUUAUUUUACUGAUUUAGGAUUGUAAAUACAACAGGUCACAGUGACAAAAGCAUAUAUCAUUGUUAAUUAUAAAGAACUUUAGCAUUUGUUGGUAAAUCUUGUAUGUUGGUUGUUGGAAUUUUAUACAUGUUUGAAUAUGUAAAAAGAAAAAAAUGGUACUAUGCAUAAAUAUAUGUAAGUGUGUAGAUAUUAUUUUUGAGUGCUGUACAAUUCUUGUGUUUAUUGUAGUGGACUUUUUAUGUACUACUUUUUUUUAGCUGUAGCUGUCAUUGAGCAAAGUUCUGCUGUACUUUUAUAUGUCCGUAAUGUCAUUCCAUUGUUCUUCCCUUUCUCACAGAAGAGUUCAUAAAAGUUGGUGUCAGCUGUGUUAGCUUGUUGCUUACAAGAAUACUGUUAACAACUAUGUCUUACAGCUGACUGCUGUGCACAGAAUGUGUGAAAACUAUUCACACAAUCAGCAGCUAGCUUUGCCUUUGUAAAUGUUUGCAAUGGUUUGCAAAUCUUGUUAUGGAUGUGGGAAAGACCUACUCAGGAACUGAUUAUUACAUUUUGGUUAGUGUUUGAAUUUUGGAAUAAAAAGAAAAUAUGUAUACAGCUGCGAAGUUAGAAUGUUUUAGUUUGUGACUCAGUUCAUGCCAUGUGGUGUAUGAGAUAAUGAAAAUUUAAGUGUUAAAAUUGUUAGUUCUCCUCUUCUUUUGAAGUAAUCCAUAAACAUCUGGAAGUAGACUUCACAGCUUAGUGAUCCAUGCACUUGUCCUCAGAGCAGAUCUGCUGCUUAGGCUUGUGACUGUCCACCUAGUAGUAAUGGAUACCUGAUUUACCAGAAAGUAUAAAAUGCAGUGGACUUCUACAUGCUAUGCCUUAGACAGUUUAUUGUUCCUAGGCUUUUAAGCUCUGAGACAUUGCUCUUUUGUAUAAGUAUUGCUCUACAAACAGGAAGAGACAACAGUGCCAUAAAUUAAAAGGCCAACUCAAGCAGUAUGAAGCAUUGUACUAUGCAUGUAUCUCCUUUCAGGUUCACUACCCACCAGACUGAGACAAUGUUGACAAAUGCAACAUGAACAACUUUUAAGCAAGUGUUCUUUUUCUCUUAGAUCAGAAAUGGUGUCCUUCACUGAGGCCUAUUCUGAAAAAUGUCUUAUUUGAGAUUUGGUUUAUUGCUCAUAGUUUCAUAGUUAGGGGAGGUAGAGGAGUGUGGCCAGUGCAUUUGAAAGCCACUCAAAACUUUUGUCUGUCCAGUGAAUACCAAAAACUGGGCCAUGAUUUUGAAGUUUUACAACAUUUGCAUAAGUCUCCUCCUCAGCUUCUUUGCCUAUGGGUUGUGUACAGUGAGCAAUGCUCCCUUAUUAGGAUCUAAACAGCUCACGCAGAAACAAAGCAUUAUUUUCUCAUCGUGCAUAUUUUUACUAGUUGAUGAAUGCAGGUGUGUGCUGCAAUGUGAAGAUUUGAUAGUGUAGUUUAUUACUUACAAUGUGAUACCCUGAGUCUGCACGGUAACUUGCUUAUUUAACAUUUCCGGUCUUUUGUUUGCAUGCGUUGUUUGCUUGACUUAUAAUUUUAAUUUUCCUACUGAGAAAAAUCCUUUAGAAUUGUCACCUAAAGAGCUUGUUUCCUUGGCUGGAAAAGCAGUUAGAUUUUGAUGAUGCUGAGCUCAUCUUCCAAGCUUAUAGUUAUGUUCAGCAGAUCUGCACUAGGUUGUUCACAUUGGAUUUCCGUGUCUCAAUUUUAUUUAUUUUAUGAAAAAACAGACAUAAUAAACUGAAAUGGCCUGCAUGAUUGGCCCUUAGCCUUGAUGUGCAGAUUUUCUUCCUCGCACAUAGCAUUGUACUAUUUUGUAUUUUUGGCAAUAGUUUUUUAUAUUUUAACAGUUUUUACACACUUUCAGUUUUAAUUUUAUGACAUUUCAUUGUAUGAUGUGCAAGAUAUAUGAAAUAAUAAUAGGCAAACGAAGUCAAGAUAUUAAAACUUGACACGAAGGUCACAGACACAUUUGUCUCAAUAUCUCUGUGCAAAAGACAGGAGAGAAGUGUUAAGUGAGGUUUUGCACCACUGUUAAAGGCUUGCAUAAUCAUAUAUUUUUGUCUUUCCCCUUGUAAAAUUCAGAACUUAAAAAAAAAAAAACUUUAAAAAGCACUGUGAAAUGAAGUUUUUGACACUGGGUCUAAUUUUAAUCUUCUACCCAAAGAAGUGCUCAACUUCAAUUAAAACACUGAGUCUAUAAAUGAUACAGUAUGUAUGGAUUAAAUGUGAAAUUUGCUUUUUUUUCUUUUCUAACAAUGUCAUAUAAAUGGUCUUUUUGUGACAACUUGCAAACACAUUUUGUUGAUCUUUCACAUGAAUGAGUGCAUGGUAUUCUUGAUGUGUUAAAGAGUUUAAUUGCUUCUUUCUAAUUUGAAAUUAUUUGAAAGCAGUUUAAAAAUAUAUUUCAUCAAUCGCAAUAUUUUUGUCAGAUGCAGGUCUCUAAAUAAGAUCUGUUUGAUUAUGGUACAUAUAUUUUUGGUAACUAUAUGUGGGAUGUUGGAGAUGGGUCAAACAGUUCUUUUCUACUCAAAUUGUCAACAAAUAUCUUCAGAACUUUAGAAA